Molecule: messenger RNA, 1659 nt
Organism: Bombina bombina (fire-bellied toad)
Lineage: Eukaryota; Metazoa; Chordata; Amphibia; Anura; Bombinatoridae
Product: mucolipin-3
Exons: 12
Coding region: 1-1659 (552 amino acids)
Cellular component (GO): plasma membrane; lysosomal membrane
Molecular function (GO): NAADP-sensitive calcium-release channel activity
Source: RefSeq, a predicted model, not a curated record
AUGGAAGGUCCAGAGAUGGGGAUAAAGUCUUGUAACUCGGUUGAGGAAGAACACGACUCAUACAGCAGCAAAUCCUUAGCAGAGGAACUCCUUAAAGAGGACCAGCUGAGAAGAAAACUCAAAUUUUUUUUCAUGAAUCCCUGUGAGAAAUUCAGAGCGCGAGGACGAAAGCCUUGGAAACUUUGUAUACAGAUAUUAAAAAUCGCAAUGGUGACCGUUCAACUUGUUUUAUUCGGACUCAGUAACCAGCUGGUAGUUGCUUUUAAAGAAGAGAACACUAUAGCCUUCAAGCACCUGUUCCUGAAAGAUUAUAGGGAUGGGAAGGACGACACUUACGCAGUCUACAGACGGGAAGAGGUUUAUGAUCAUCUCUCCUUUGCAAUUAACCGGUUUUUGGAAUUAAGGAACAUAUCGGUUGGAAAUCACGCUUAUGAGAGGGGAGGUGCCGAACCUGCAUUCAUGGCUGUGUGCAGACGCUUCUACAAACAAGGGAGCAUAUUUCCUGGAAAUGAAACUUUUGACAUUAACCCAGAAAUUCUAACUGAUUGUUUCUACAUAGCGCCAUUAAUCCCAAUUGAGGAGCAAAUGCUGGAAGAAAAACAGGCUAAUAUGACAUUGGAUUUUCACAGGCUUUUAACAAUAGAAAUCAGAUUUAAGCUGAAAGCAAUUAAUCUUCAAACCAUUCGGCACCAUGAGCUUCCAGAUUGUUAUGACUUCACGGUGAAGAUAUUAUUUGAUAACCAAGCGCACAGUGGAAGAAUUAAAAUCAGCUUAGAUACUGAUGUUUUGAUCCAGGAGUGUAAAGACUGGCAUUUGUCUGGUUCCAUACAAAAGAAUACUCAUUAUAUGAUGUUCUUCGAUGCCUUCAUUAUUUUGAUCUGCAUUGCCUCUCUAACUCUGUGCAUACGAUCCAUGAUCAAAGGAAUUUACCUACUAAAAGAGUACGAGAGUUAUGCACAGAAUCGCUUUGGAAAGAAAGUGUCGUGGGGCGAUAAAAUGGAGUUUGUCAAUGGAUGGUACAUCAUGAUAAUUAUUAGCGACAUUUUAUCCUUCAUAGGCUCGAUUCUGAAGAUGGAGAUCCAAGCAAAGAGCCUAACAAGUUAUGAUGUCUGUAGUAUUCUGCUGGGGAUAUCCACGAUGCUGGUGUGGCUUGGGGUCAUACGAUACUUAGGAUUCUUUGAGAAGUACAAUCUGCUGAUUCUGACGUUAAGGGCAGCUCUUCCUAACGUGAUCCGAUUUUGCUGUUGUGCUGCUAUGAUAUACCUGGGGUACUGCUUUUGUGGAUGGAUUGUCUUGGGUCCUUACCACGUAAAGUUCAGGUCUCUCAAUAUGGUCUCCGAAUGCCUCUUCUCCCUCAUUAAUGGAGAUGAUAUGUAUAAUACGUUUUCAAUAAUGCAGCAGAAGAGCUACUUGGUCUGGUUGUUCAGCCGUAUAUAUUUAUACUCAUUCAUCAGCCUCUUCAUCUAUAUGGUUUUGAGUCUCUUCAUUGCUCUGAUAACAGACACCUACGACACAGUAAAGCACUCUCAGAAAGGUGGAUUUACUAAUUCGGAUCUUCUAAUGUUUGUAUCUGAGUGCAAAGACUUGCCCACUUCUGGCCGCUACAGACUAGAAGAGGACGACAUACCGGGAUGUGUGAUCUGCUGCCUGAAUCGGUAA